Messenger RNA from Odocoileus virginianus texanus, 2650 nucleotides. The record is from RefSeq and is a predicted model, not a curated record. NCBI's taxonomy places the organism in Eukaryota, Metazoa, Chordata, Mammalia, Artiodactyla, Cervidae.
CCUCUCCUGCAGAUCCCGAUGGCCCGCUGUGCGGUGUCACACCUGCCCCUGACGAGGAGCUGCCUGCCUGCCCCGAGGAGUUCGACGACUUCGUGACCUUUGAGGCCAACGAGGUGACGGACAGUGCGUACAUGGGUUCCGAGAGCACCUACAGCGAGUGUGAGACCUUCACGGACGAGGACACGGGCACCCUGGUGCCACCCGAGUGCCUGGACGCUGUGGAGGAGCCUGGGCACGGUGCCCUGCUGCUGCUGCCCGGCAGGUCCCACCUGCAGGGCCAGUCUGUGGUCGCGGUUAUAGGUGGCGAGGAGCACUUCGAGGACUAUGGCGAGGGCAGUGAGACGGAGCUGUCCCCGGAGACCCUCUGCGGUGGGGACCACGGCUGCAGGGACCCUGCCUUCCUCACCCCCAGCACCGACCCACUCAGCACCAAGCUGCACAGCAUCCUCACUGACGAGGCCUUUGAGUUUUACUGCAGCCAGUGCCACAGGCAGAUCAACCGCCUGGAGGACCUCUCUGCUCGCCUGAACGACCUUGAGAAGAAUAGUCCAACGAAGCGGCUGUCCAGCAAGAAGGUGGCAAGGCAUCUGCAGCAGUCAGGGGCCCUGACCAUGGACGCCCUUCAGGACCCUCCCCCAGGCCCCGUGGAGGGCGUGGACGAGGACAUCGCCGACAAGGUUGUCUUCCUGGAGAAGCGGGUGUCAGAACUGGAAAAGGACACAGCUGCCAACGGGGAGCAGCACAGCCGGCUGCGGCAGGAGAACCUCCAGCUGGUGCACAGAGCCAACGCCCUGGAGGAGCAGCUCAAGGAGCAGGAGCUGAGAGCCUGUGAGAUGGUCCUGGAGGAGACCCGCAAGCAGAAGGAGCUCCUGUGCAAGAUGGAGCGGGAGAAGAGCAUCGAGAUCGAGAACCUGCAGGCCAGGCUGCAGCAGCUGGACGAGGAGAACAGCGAGCUGAGGUCCUGCACGCCCUGCCUGAAGGCCAACAUCGAGCGCCUGGAGGAGGAGAAGCAGAAGCUGCUGGAUGAGAUUGAGGAGCUGUCCGUGCGGCUCAGCAAUGAGCAGGAGAACAGGCGGAAGUUGGGGGACCGGCUGAGCCACGAGAGGCACCAGUUCCAGAGGGACAAGGAGGCCACCCAGGAGCUGAUCGAGGACCUGCGCAAGCAGCUGGAGCACCUGCAGCUCUUCAAGCUGGAGGCCGAGCAGCGGAGGGGCCGCAGCAGCAGCGUGGGCUUGCAAGAAUACCACAGCCGCACGCGGGAGAGUGAGCUGGAGCAGGAGGUCCGCAGGCUCAAGCAGGACAACCGCAGCCUGAAGGAGCAGAAUGACGAGCUCAACGGGCAGAUCAUCAACUUGAGCAUCCAGGGCGCCAGGAGCCUCUUCUCCACGGCCUUCUCCGAGUCCUUGGCCGCGGAGAUCAGCUCAGUCUCGCGAGAUGAGCUCAUGGACGCCAUUCAGAAGCAGGAAGAGAUCAAUUUCCGGUUGCAAGACUACAUCGACAGGAUCAUCGUGGCCAUCAUGGAGACCAACCCAUCCAUCCUGGAGGUCAAGUAGCCGCGGGAAGGCUCCGCCCAGCACGCCUGGUCUCCCUCGCCCAGCAGGGAGGACACAGCUGAGCCGGGGUGGGGCCAGACGAGGGGCUCCAGGACAGCUUCCGGCUGGGCAAGCCCCUCUGACCUCCCGCGCUUCCCGCCCGGUUGGGGAGGAAGGGAAACGGGUCACCCGGAGUGCUGCUCCCCGUGGCCACCAGGUGCCCUGCCCGGUGCCGUCCAGGCCUGCGCUGCCCCUGGACAGCACACAGGCCCCAAAACCCUGGCGCCAGACGUGGGGGGAGGAUAGGCAGGCGAGGACAGUGCCGUCAAGGUCCAGCCAGGCGCUGCUGUGCCCCCAGCUUUCCUGGGUUGUUUGGGCCGGCACCCAACUGGAAGGGGCCCCUUGAUCCAGCGUGAAGCCUGGGGGCCUGCGGGUCACAGGGCCGUGCCCCCAGCCACACCCUGGCUGCACUAAUCCUAUGAUGUGAGAGCCACCAGGUGGGGGGUCCCCAUGCAGAUGUCCAGUGCUCCCAGGAGUCCACAUGUCUGGGGCCAGUUUCCUCCGGGAGUAAGAGGUCUUCAGGAGCUGUGGUCCCUCUGCCAGGUGCACUUUGCAGGAGGCCAGGCAGGGCUGGCUCCCAUGUCCAGAGGUCAGGGCCUUCCUGGCGGCUUGGGGGCUCCUUCAAGGAGCAGCAGCGUCACCCCCCGGGGCUGCAGGCCUGCCCCAGGGCCUGAGUACGGCCAGGACCCCCCUGGAGCGGGUGGGGUGGGGGCCCUGCUGGUGCGAGCAUGUACGUGAGGGAGUGUGUGUGCGUGCAAGAGUGUGAGCAUGUGUGUGGCCCUGUGUCCUUCCACCCUCUGCGUGGCCCACCUUCUACACUAAGGUUUAAGAUAUUGCCUCGUAUUGUACAUUCUGGGGAAAGCCUUGGGUGUAAAUCAGUGUAAACUUGGAGGAGAGAUUUUUCUAUUAUGUAGAGUAGGUAUUUUUUAUAGAUUGAAGGUUGAUCAAUUUUUUAAUACUUCCAAGAGAGAAAACUAUCUGUGUAUACACAUGAAAUAUAUAUAUAUGUACAAUAAUAAACACUGGAACUCUGCUCCCCGCCCUGCCAUGCCCCGCCA